GGUGGGCGUUUGCCGUCUAUUCAUCGGUGAAAGAGACUGGAUUUCGGGUUUACGAGUCUUCAUCACUUCACCCCCACUGGAUUCGGCGUAAACGUGUUCUUCUACCUCUCUCCGUCGCCUACCCACUGUAAUUCUUAGCCCAAUUCUCCAUUUCUCAAAAACCCACUUCUAAAUCCUACCCUUUCUCCUUUCUGGGCUCCACCCCUAGCAUUAAUGGCGCCAUACUCGAACUACUUUCCCCAGAAUGUCACGCCAGUUUCUCCAUUACUCACCAAGACCUAAUUGCUUUCUCCGCUCCUGAUGACUCUAGGGUUUCUCUAUCAUCUCUGUUUACAUACUAAACCUUCAUUUUCUCUUUUAAAAUGGCUCUAAAGGCUUCUACAAUCUGGGUUUCCGCCGACCGUUGUCGUACUCAAUUCGGUUUGACCUCUUUAGGAUCCCAUCGUUCUGGGUCACCUUUCAAUCUAAGAUUCGAUCUUGAAAUUAAUCGGAAAUGGGAGUGUUGUGCGUCCCUAACUCAUACAGCAAUUGAAGAUGAUCAGGAGAAACUAAGACCUGGGGUUAUCUCAAUUCAUGGUAAUGUUGAUCAUCAAAUUACUGAAACCAGAGGUCUCCUUAAGGAUCUGAGUUCUCUUCCAAGACCGCUAUCUGCAAAUGAUUUUUCGCCUUCUGUUGGCGAUGUAUCCAAAGUUCGGGUUGCUUAUCAGGGAGUUCCUGGUGCUUAUAGUGAAGCUGCUGCAAUAAAAGCAUACCCGGAAUGCGAAACUGUACCCUGCGAUCAAUUUGAGGCUGCGUUUCAGGCGGUUGAAUUGUGGUUGGUAGACAAAGCGGUUCUUCCAAUUGAGAAUUCGGUGGGUGGAAGUAUUCAUCGGAAUUAUGAUCUUCUACUCCGGCAUAGACUUCACAUUGUAGGAGAGGUUCAGUUGGUUGUUAAUCACUGUCUAUUGGCAUUACCCGGUGUCAAGAAAGAGGAAUUAAAACGCGUUUUAAGUCAUCCACAGGCACUUGCUCAAUGUGAAAUGACGCUGCAUAAAUUGGGAAUAGUUAGGGUGAAUCAUGAUGAUACUGCCGAUGCAGCUCGGACUGUAGCUACUGAAGGUGUAAGAGAUGUUGGAGCUGUUGCAAGUGCUAGAGCUGCAGAUAUUUAUGGCCUUGACAUUGUUAUUGAAGGAAUACAGGAUGAGUCGGAUAAUAUCACCCGUUUUCUGAUACUAGCAAGAGAACCUAUAAUUCCUGGCCCAGAUAAAGGCUAUAAGACGAGCAUUGUCUUCACUCUAGACGAAGGUCCUGGAGUGCUUUUCAAAGCUUUGGCAGUGUUUGCUCUAAGGGGUAUCAACUUAACAAAGAUUGAGAGUCGACCUCAAACGAAAAAUUGGGUAGGGGUCAUUGAUGACACUGAUCGAGGAAAUACCAGCAGGUACUUUGAUUAUCUCUUCUAUAUUGACUUUGAAGCUUCAAUGGCGGAGCCUCGAGCACAAAAUGCACUCGGACAUCUUCAGGAAUUCGCUAGAUUCAUUCGAGUUCUUGGUUCUUACCCUAUGGACACUACUAUUCCAUGAAGAGAUUAUCAAUAUCUGUUAUAUGUUCAUACACUUGGUUUCCAAGUAUGGAAGACAAUUUUCU
Messenger RNA from Impatiens glandulifera, 1623 nucleotides. Its product is annotated as arogenate dehydratase/prephenate dehydratase 1, chloroplastic-like. The transcript is spliced from 11 exons. Gene Ontology annotation, biological process: L-phenylalanine biosynthetic process. NCBI's taxonomy places the organism in Eukaryota, Viridiplantae, Streptophyta, Magnoliopsida, Ericales, Balsaminaceae. Gene Ontology annotation, molecular function: prephenate dehydratase activity; arogenate dehydratase activity. Bases 363 to 1559 code for a protein of 398 amino acids. Gene Ontology annotation, cellular component: cytoplasm; chloroplast. The record is from RefSeq and is a predicted model, not a curated record.